Molecule: messenger RNA, 525 nt
Organism: Racocetra persica
Lineage: Eukaryota; Fungi; Glomeromycota; Glomeromycetes; Diversisporales; Gigasporaceae
Source: the annotation of a GenBank genome assembly
UUUGCUCCAAGUAUGUAUGAUUUUUGCCUUUUCAAUGCUAUAACAAAUGGCAUCGACCUCAAAGAUCCCAUUGACAAAAUCAGACAUGACUUGGAGCAAGCUUAUUUAAAAAUUACAAAUAAAGAGAAUAUAGAGGCGUCCAUGGAAGCCGAAAUAAUUAACUUCUUUAACCUCCUUGAAGAAACCCGAAACAACAAUGCAUAUGUUGUUUACGGUCUGAAGAUAAAAGACCUUGUUGGAAAAAGGGGCUGGGAGGGCCUCUAUAAUGCGUAUAUUUUGGAACCAACUAAGGCUAUGCAAGCGAAGGCCUUUAUAGCCGAUUUGCAACACCAAAAUGUUAACGAUGUUGUAAAAGCAGUAGCCCAAGCAAUUUCAAAAAUAACAAUAGAAAAUUGCGAUGAAUUAUUGCUGUCCGGAAUUCUGGAUGUCGAGGAAUUAAGCAAGAAUAAUGCACGAUCUAAUUCAAGAGGGGCUAUGGAUUCAAUUGAUAACACUACCCGGCAACGUUGCAAGCUUUGUUGCUAA